AUGUUGAAAGAGUUGGUGAAGGAGCGACUAUUGGCGGCAGCUGAUGAAAUAUUCGCGCUGUUUGAAAGCACGAUAGCGUCAUACGAGGAGGAACUUUCUCGAACGAGAGAGAAGGGACGACGUCGACAACACCUGGAAGUUGAUUGUGAAACUCCAACUGUGCUGCACUUUGAAGAUAUCCAAAGGAGCGCCACAAUAAAGCAGGUGGAUCCACAGCCCCCCUGCAUUAAAGAGGAAGCAAAGGAACUCUGGAUUACUCCGGAGGAAGAGUGCCUUCGUGGGCAGAGGGAGGCUGAUCUCACCAAGUUGCCACUGACCGUUGUCUCUGUAAAGACUGAAGAUGAUGAAGACGAAUCCUCACGGCUUCGUCACAGUCCAAGUGAGGAGAACAUAGUGGUGUGGGAGCCUCCGAGCAGCAGCUCACUACAACACAGAACAACAAAAGCGGAUGGAGGAUCACAAGCAGACGACCUCAUAGCUCCACUAUCAGAUAGUGACGACAUGACGUCUCACUCUGCCGAGGAUGAAGACAGCGACGACAACCGAGAGACUUUGAGCAGAGAUACAGACUGCGAAGGGGAUGACAAACACUCUGAACGCUUUAAAAGGAGGACGGGGAAACCACGUUGGACGCACGCAGGUGAAACACCAUAUUCCUGUUCGGUGUGCGCCAAAACAUUCACCCGGCACAGCAAUUUGACAGCACACUUGCGCACGCACGACGGGAGAAAACCUUUCGGUUGCACCGUCUGUGGUAAGGAAUUCUCCAGAAAAGUACGCAUGGAAUCCCACAUGUGGACUCACACGGGACAAAAACCUUUCCGUUGCUCGACGUGUGGCAAAACGUUCAUCACAAACGUCUCUUUGACUGGACACCAGAGAACGCACACCGGGGAGAAACCUUUUAGUUGUUCAGUUUGCGAUAGAAGAUUCUCUCAGAAGUCGAAUAUGAGGUCACACAUGAGAACGCACACAGGGGAAAAACCGUUCUCCUGUUCGUUUUGUGCUAGAACGUUCUCUCGGCAUGACAAUCUGAUGUCACACAUGCGGAUACACGACAGAUGCACAAACACAAAUGUUUCCCUGCCUAGUAAGUGCUUCAAAACAGUGACCUAGAAAGUGAUUAUGUACAUUUAAUUCUUAGACUUAGACCAACUUUAUUGAUCCACAAGGUAAAUUGUUAUACUAAAUCAGGGGUGCUCAUUACGUCGAUCGCGAGCUACCGGUCGAUCUCGGAGGGUGUGUCAGUCGAUCACCAGCCAGGCAUUAAAAAAAUUGUCCUAAAAAUGAGCGAUCAUAAAUCUUCACUAUGACGUCACUUUCGUCACUUGAUUGACAUUCACGGCACCCGAGGGUCUUCUGAGAUGAGCUUGUGCACAAGCUAGCAAGCUACGGAGUUUGCCGACAAUGUAUUUCUUGUAAAGUGUAUACAAAGGAGUACGGAAG
Messenger RNA from Nerophis lumbriciformis (worm pipefish), 1446 nucleotides. NCBI's taxonomy places the organism in Eukaryota, Metazoa, Chordata, Actinopteri, Syngnathiformes, Syngnathidae. The record is from RefSeq and is a predicted model, not a curated record.